CUACACCAUCACCGUCAAGUUAGGCUGAAUGUUCGUUAGCCCUUGAACUCAGACGACCAACAACGAGCCCAUAGUCCAACGGCACCGUUGUCGCGACCGACAAUGUCAGGAUAUGAUCGUUUCCAUACAGUCACUUGUUCAACGUCACUAGUGGAAGUGUACGAUGUUGCAUUUAGCGCUAAGGAGAAUAUAUACCAAGAACAAGAAUGGCUACAUCCAGUGUGAAUUCACAGGAUAGCGUCCGCCUUGCCCUUAACUAAAUUUCAUCCAGUACUUCUCAGUUGACCUUUCAUCGCUUACGAAGCUGAUCGAAAAUAUGGAGAACGACGAUGUGAGGACGGAAGACUUGCCAGACGAUUUGACGCCCUUUAUCACUCGAACAGCUCUGGAUCACAUUGGUGGAGGUGCAUUUGGCGAUGUCUGGAAAUGCAAUUGCAAUCAUGAUGCAAACGGUAUUUCUGCUUUCGUUGCGGUCAAGGCCUUCAGACUUCCAGAACGUUAUGACUUAGAGACACUCAACAGGAAAAUCAGCCGAGAAAUAGGCAUAUUGAGGAUUCUACGCCAUAACAACAUCGUACCCUUGUGGGGUAUAGCGACAGGAUUUGGACGAAUAUCGGAGUUGCGCUGCUUGGUAUCUCCGUGGAUGCCAAAUGGCACAUUGAAUGUAUACCUUGUAUCUAAUCACAACGAGCUAUCACCUCUGGACCGUUCGCGUAUGCUGGAGGAUGUCAGUGCUGGACUUCGUUACUUGCACUCGAUUUCUAUCAUGCACGGGGAUAUAACAAGGGCAAAUAUAUUGAUCGACAAAGGAGGCCAUGCGAGGUUAAUCGACUUUGGUCUUUCCACCAUCACACAACCCCUUAUCGACCAGUCCCAUUUGGCCGCGACAUCCAUAUGUCCAGGCGCAAUCCGCUAUGCAGCACCAGAACUCGUUCUACCAGACAAUACCCGCGAGAUACCAGUGCCUCUCGAAAAAGCUGAUAUAUACUCUUUUGGUUGUAUAAUGCUUCAAAUUCUCUCGGGUCGGCGUCCUUGGUCUGAGAUCCCGUCAGAAGCGUUCAUCAUCGUUAGCAUCUCGCAAGGCUGUGGACCGCAACGUCCUGAUGGUCAACCUACCAUAAUAAACUCUGAUUGGAAAUUCAUUCAAAAAUGUUUGCAAUCCGGACCCGAACUUCGACCUUCAGCAGAUGAAGUGCUCGACUUUGUCAUGCAUAGGUUUUCCUCUCCAGACCCUUGUCACGGCAGUGGACCACCUGACGAUCCUUCCGAUGAUGGACCGGAUAAUGACCCCGGAGCUUCCCCACAUGGUGGUUCUAAUGAGUCAGAUACGGUAGAACAACCACCCGGCAGUCCACCUGGUCGCGAAUCAAAACCUUCAAUUUUGUUAAAGCCUCGAAUUUCUUACCGUCACAGUGGUUCAGCUACUACGCACUCCGGAACAGCACCCAACAAUCCCGAUGAUGCGCCGGAUGAUGACCCCAGAUCUUCCCCAUAUGAUGGUUCCAAUGAGUCAGAUACGGCAGAACAACUACCCGACAGUCCACCACUCCACCCUGGUCGUGAACCAAAUCCUUCAAUUUUGUUAGAGACUUGAAUUCAGGGAUCUUACCGUAGUUCAUCUAGUACACAUCCCCGAGUAGCGCUCAACAAUCAACUUCAAUGAAGGUUUGGCCCAAGCGCA
Suillus fuscotomentosus is the source of this 1681-nucleotide messenger RNA. Its product is annotated as kinase-like domain-containing protein. The record is from RefSeq and is a predicted model, not a curated record. Gene Ontology annotation, molecular function: protein kinase activity; ATP binding. The transcript has 12 exons. Lineage: Eukaryota; Fungi; Basidiomycota; Agaricomycetes; Boletales; Suillaceae. Gene Ontology annotation, biological process: protein phosphorylation. The coding region runs from base 317 to 1594 and encodes 425 amino acids.